This is a messenger RNA of Coregonus sp. 'balchen', 12578 nucleotides long. The record is from the annotation of a GenBank genome assembly. Lineage: Eukaryota; Metazoa; Chordata; Actinopteri; Salmoniformes; Salmonidae.
CCUGUACUUCACCUGCGUGUAGCAGAUGGCAUAAUCAUCUACUUUCCUCUCCUUUUCCCCUUAUAUUCUGUGUCUGACAGGUAAUCUGAGAGUGAAAGUAUCAAAUAGUCUUCAGAAGAAUGUGUUUCCCAGCAGAUGGCUGAGGAUGAUGAAGCAGAUACAGAGGACAAACCAGCGGUGUCAGGGGCUGCAGGGACCUCUGUGAUUGCUGACCCCACCUCAUCCCUGACCUCCCCAUGGCUACUCAGAGGACACCCCUGGUCCAACCCAGGCUGGUGAAAGACUUUAACCACUUCAUUACCUGCUACCUGUGCAGAGGUUACCUGAUCAAACCCACCACGGUCACUGAGUGCCUGCACACAUGUAAGUCACACACACACACACACACACACACACACACACACACACACACACACACACACACACACACACACACACACACACACCCCUGUACUUCUCCAUCUGUCUUUCUCUGCUCUGUGUUUUCUGUGUACUGUUACAUGUGUACUGUCUUCAUUUGAUCACUCUGUUGUCACAGAAUUUGAUCACUGCUGUGCAACAGGAAAUGCUAACUUGUAGUGUAUUGAAGGUUUAAAAAUACUUUUAUCAACCCCUACAAAAAUGUCCAUUCAUUAUCAUCCACUUAAUAAUUCACAUGUCCUGUUGCUGCAUUAUUUUCCUGCUGUGAGAAACUGGUCAAAUUAAAAUAUUGCAUCUGCAAGUCUAACUUUCUAUUACUUCCUUCCCCCUCAGUCCAUCCUCUCCCAAAGACACUCUAAGCAUCUUACAUUAUGUAAUAGGAUUUUUCUUGUUUUCCAGUUUGUAAGAGCUGCAUCAUCCAGCACUUUGAAGACAGUAACGACUGUCCCAAAUGUGGCAUUCAAGUCCAUGAAACCAACCCUCUAGAGAUGCUAAGGUACGACACAUACAAACAUAGUCCUCCACUAGCUCUGACCAUCUCUGACAGACAACUAGCUAACAACAAACAUUUGGCCUUCACUUUGCUUAGAAUACUGCAAGUGCACUGUCAACACAAACCACAGCUUCCUCUUUAUCUUUACCCUUGUGGCUUUUCUCAUCUUCACUGAUCCUCUCCUUCUUCUGAGGUUGGACAAUACUCUUGAGGAAAUCAUUUUCAAGCUUGUGCCUGGAUUACGAGAAAGUGAGUUCUCGUCAACUAGGAAAAACCUCAAGAUAUAUUUCUUAAUGAUCUCCCAGUCAAAGUCAAUCAUUUCAAUCACUCCUUGGGAGAGUCAUUAGAUGUAGUGGGACUGAAAUGACCUUGUAUUUCCUCUUUUCUUUAUGACUGUGUGUGUGUUGACCAGAAGAGCAACAGCAGGAGAUUGAUUUCUGGAGGAAGAAUAAGUCAAAAGAAAAUUCACAAGGUAUGGGAUAAGUCUCAAUUAACAAGGUCACUUUUAAAAAUUGUAUUGGGUCUUACUGUAAAAUGUAAUAAGUAUGUUAUUUUACAUUAGUAGAGUAAAUCAUAUAUAUACUCUGAACAAAAAUAUAAACAUGCAACAUUUUCAAAUAUUUUACUGAGUUACAGUUCAUAUAAGGACAUCAGUCAUUUGAAAUAAAUAAAUUAGGCCCUAACCUAUGGAUUUCACAUUACUGAGAAUACAGAUAUGCAUCUGUUGGACACAGAUGCCUAAAAAAAAUAAAAGGUAGGGGUGUGGAUCAGAAAACCAAACAGUAUCUGGUGUGACCACCAUUUACUUCAUGCAGCGCGACACAUCUCCUUCGCAUAGAGUUGAUCAGGCUGUUGAAUGUGGCUUGUGAAAUGUUGUCCCACUCCUCUUCAAUGGCUGUGCGAAGUUGCUGGAUUUUGGCGGGAACUGGAACACGCUGUCGUACACGUCGAUCCAGAGCAUCCCAAACAUGCUCAAUGGGUGACAUGUCUGAUGAGUAUGCAGGCCAUGGAAGAACUGGGAAAUGUUCAGCUUCCGGGAAUUGUGUAAAGAUCCUUGCGACAUGGGGCCGUGCAUUAUCAUGCUGAAACAUGAGGUGAUGGCGGCGGAUGAAUGGCACAACAAUGGGCCUCAGGAUCUCGUCACGGUAUCUCUGCAUUCAAAUUGCCAUCGAUAAAAUACAAUUGUGUUUGUUGUCCAUAGCUUAUGCCUGCCCAUACCGUAAACCCACCGCCACCAUGGGACACUCUGUUCACAAUGUUGACAUCAGCAAACCGCUCGCCCACACGAUGCCAUACACGUGGUCUGCAGAAGUGAGGCCGGUUGGACGUACAGCCAAAUUCUUUAAAACGACAUUAGAGGCGGCUUAUGGUAGAGAAAUAAACAUUCAAUUAUCUAGCAACAGCUCUGGUGAACAUUCCUGCAGUCAGCAUGCCAAUUGUAUGCUCCCUCAACUUGAGAAAUCUGUGGCAUUGUGUUGUGUGACAAAACUGCACAUUUUAGAGUGGCCUUUUAUUGUCCCCAGCACAAGGUACACCUGUGUAAUGAUCAUGCUGUUUAAUCAGCUUCUUGAUAUGCCACACCUGUCAGGUGGAUGGAUUAUCUUGGCAAAUGAGAAAUGCUCACUAACAGGGAUGUAAACAAAUUAGUGCAAACAAUUUGAGAUAAGCUUUUUGUGUGUAUGGAACAUUUCUGGGAUCUUUUAUUUCAGCUCAUGAAACAUGGUACCAACACUUUACAUGUUGAGUUUAUAUUUUUGUUCAGUGUAAUUAUAAUGUUUAAUAAUUUUGUGCAGACUUAGAAGUGACAUCUCAAUUUCAGUUGAGAUUUGUUUUUCAAUUUCAACUUAUUUUAGAAUACAUAGUAAAUCAUGCAAGGGUGCCAAAGUAGUUCACCUCAUCUGUAUAUGUAGAGUUCAAAUCAAAUCAAAUUUUAUUGGUCACAUGCGCCGAAUACAACAGGUGCAGACAUUACAGUGAAAUGCUUACUUACAGCCCUUAACCAACAGUGCAUUUAUUUUAACAAAAAAAGUAAAAAUAAAACAACAACAAAAAAAGUGUUGAGAAAAAAAGAGCAGAAGUAAAAUAAAAUAACAGUAGGGAGGCUAUAUAUACAGGGGGGUACCGGUGCAGAGUCAAUGUGCGGGGGCACCGGCUAGUUGAGAUAAUUGAAGUAAUAUGUACAUGUGGGUAGAGUUAAAGUGACUAUGCAUAAAUAAUUAACAGAGUAGCAGCAGCGUAAAAAGGAUGGGGUGGGGGGGGGGCAGUGCAAAUAGUCCGGGUAGCCAUGAUUAGCUGUUCAGGAGUCUUAUGGCUUGGGGGUAAAAGCUGUUGAGAAGUCUUUUAGACCUAGACUUGGCACUCCGGUACCGCUUGCCGUGCGGUAGCAGGGAGAACAGUCUAUGACUAGGGUGGCUGGAGUCUUUGACAAUUUUGAGGGCCUUCCUCUGGGUUUGGGUUAUUCAAUCAUAAGAAGCUGUAAUGUGGUGUAUAUUUCUGUUUAGUGUGUGUGUGUGUGUGUGUGUGUAUACUGUAUAUAAUUUACAUACAUAUAUAUUACUUCUCUCUGCCCGGCUUGCUAGUAUGAUCUCCUAUCCCACAGGAGACAGCCUUGGGUCUAAGAAGCUUGGGCUCAGUGAUGAGGAGGAUGGGGAUGAAGAUGACCAGGAUUACCACAGGAGCGACCCCCAGAUAGCCAUCUGUCUGGACUGUCUCCACAACAAUGGCCAUGCUGCAGAUGACACAGUGAAGGUGUGUGUGUGUGUGUGUGUGUGUGUGUGUGUGUGUGUGUGUGUGUGUGUGUGUGUUUGAAUCAUUUUCCUCUUCCCAUGGCAGUGUUCCAUGGGAGUGUUUCUUUCAAUAUGUUCAGGCCAGUUCUGGUAUUCUGUACUCUGUGUUCUAUCUGAAUGUAACAUGAACAUACUCCUGUUAUUUACCCCAGUGUUUAAUGAAGAAGUUCAUUCACUGCUCUAGUCGAGUCACGGUGGGAACCAUCAAGAAGUUUCUCAGUCUAAAGUUAAAGCUUUCCAGCUCUUGUGAGGUAAGACCACUGCUACUGUUUUUAUGUCAUAAUGUACAGUAACUUCACUUUAUAUUGAUGAUGGGUUUAGAAAAGGGACUAAUGUAAAUAACAUGCCUUGGUGUUUUCUUGCGCACGUGUGUGUGUGCGCGUUUGUUUGUUUUGUGUGUGUCCAGGGGCAUCUAGCAAUUCUGGCAAAUGCCAGAUGGGCUGGACCAUUUUUUAGUUGGGCGGGCUGGUCAGAAUUGACACAAACAUAUUAUGGUGACACUGCCAUGGGCAAUUUCUCUCUUAUACUAGUCUAUAAUGAGCCUUUGGCUGAUCAGUGGGCAACGGCCGGCCCCCCCGGGUUUUCUGAGAUGAGGUCACGCAAACUCGCAUUCAAAGUCAAACGCAGCAUCAGCAAAGAGACCUGCUCCGACUCUGUCAUCAGUUAGAAGUGCAUUAUCCUCAUGAUUCCUGUAAUGAAAGUGUCUGCCCUGUGCCUGUGCCCUCGCUGGGGCCUGCUGCUGUGAUGAGCAAGCCACUCUCCUUCCCCCCAUACACUUGAGAGAAAAAUGCGUUGAUCAUUAAACUAAACAACCAAGAUAUUUGAUAUGGUUUUGACAGCGAAAUGCACACCGGCCAUUACAGGGGCAUAGGCAUAUAGGAGAAAGGGGAGGACCACCCUACACAAUGAAUUUCAGAAAAAUACAACUAGUGAAACAUUACAAAAGUUAUCGUUCUUAGAUAAAACUAUACUAAAUAUAUUAGGGAUUGGCACGGUUAUUCGAAUAUCCGAACGGACUUUAGUAUUCAAAUACUUGCAAGAGUAUUCAUAAAGCUUUAAAUAAAUCAUAGGCCUAUUUUAACAAUGAAAAUGCUUUGUCUAAAUUAAGUAAAAUUAUCAAUUUGACAUUGCUACACGCAAUGAAAUUCUAUGACAUUUUAAAUUCUUAAUUCAAUAAAACAACAAACUUUUGAAUGUAGUUUUUAUGAUGUGCGCCCCAUAAAAAGACAUACCGUAGUAGUCUACACGGGUUUCACACGUUUGUUGUUACUGUCGUGGCACUGUCUACAGUCAGUGGCUCCAUGUGUAGCCAGCAACAUGGGAGAUCUCUAAUCAAUGCAAAAUUGAAUUAAAAUUAGGGAAUGAAGUUAGCUAAAUGAGGAGGAGUAGGCUAUGACGACGAGCAACCAUCAGGCUGUUGUUUAAUCUGAAUGGAGUUGUUGUAGACAAGGACGGGAAGCGUGGCAAAAUAGCUUAAUUAGCCUAGCUAGCUGGCUAAGCUAGCUGGCUAUCUUAGCUAGCUUCUUUACAGCGAUUUGAUGCAGUCGAGACGGGUACUACCAGAUGGGAUGAUAACCUAAAGAAUCUACAAGUUUGUCUAACUAGCGCGACUAGUCUGUAUGGAUACUCUCUCACUCCCUUCCAUGUCAAACUCACCGGCCUCUACCCAUCGCACUGCUGCAAGCAAGCGGCACCCAAGUCUUCAGGCUGCGCAGCAAGCCAGUUACCAAGUUUAAACACAUGUUGUUGUUUUUUACUUGUAUUUCGACUAUCCGGAUAUCCGAAAAAAUGUCAUGAUAUUAUUCGAAUAGUGAAAUUAUUUAAAAAGCCCAUCCCUAAAAUAUAUUCACGUCACCAAAUAACUGAUUUAAAAUAAUAGAUUAAAACACACUGUUUUGCAAUGAAGGUCUACAGUAGCCUCAACAGCACUCUGUAGGGUAGCACCAUGGUGUAGUCGGAGGACAGCUAUUUUCCGUCCUCUGGGUACAUUGACUUCAAAACAAAACCUAGGAGGCUCGUGGUUCUCACCCCCUUCUAUAGACUUACACAGUAAUUAUGACGACUUCCGGAGGACGUCCUCCAACCUAUCAGAGCUCUUGCAGCAUGAACUGACAUGUUGUCCAUCCAAUCAAAGGAUCAAAGAAUGAAUCUAGUACUGAAAGCAUAGUACUGGGCUCCCGAGUGGCGCAGCGGUCUAAGCCACUGCAUCUCAGUGCUCAAUGCUUGAGUGCUUGAGGCGUCACUACAGACCCCCUGGUUCGAUUCCAGGCUGUAUCACAACCGGCCGUGAUUGGGAGUCCCAUAGGGCGGUGCACAAUUAGCCCAGCGUAGUCCGGGUUUGGCCGGUGUAGGCCGUCAUUGUAAAUAAGAAUGUGUCUCCCGAGUGGCGCAGUGGUCUAAGGCACUGCAUCGCAGUGCUAGCUGUGCCACUAGAGAUCCUGGUUCGAAUCCAGGCUCUGUCGUAGCAGGCCGCGACCGGGAGACCCAUGGGGCGGCGCACAAUUGGCCCAGCGUCGUCCAGGGUAGGGGAGGGAAUGGCCGGCAGGGAUGUAGCUCAGUUGAUAGAGCAUGGCGUUUGCAACGCCAGGGUUGUGGGUUCGAUUCCCACAGGGGGUAUAAAAAAAUAAAAAAAUAAUGUAUGCACUAACUAACUGUAAGUCGCUCUGGAUAAGAGCGUCUGCUAAAUGACCAAAAAAAAAAAGUGAAGACAUCCAAACUAUGAUAUAACACAUAUGGAAUCAUGUAGUAACCAAAAAAGUGUCAAACAAAUCAACAUAUAUUUGAGAUUUUUCAAAGUAGCCACCCUUUGCCUUGACGACAACUUUGCACACUUUUUGGGUUACUACAUGAUUCCAUGUGUGUUAUUUCAUAGUUUUGAUGUCUUCACUAUUAUUUAACAAUGUAGAAAAUAGUUUUAAAACAAAUCCUUGGAUGAGUAGGUGUGUCCAAACCUUUGACUGGUACUGUAGAUGUGAUGAUGCUGUUAGCCUACCACCACUGGUCUAUAGGUGUCAUGGUAGUAGCCUACCACCACUGGUCUAUAGGUGUCAUGGUAGUAGCCUACCACCACUGGUCUAUAGGUGUCAUGGUAGUAGCCUACCACCACUGGUCUAUAGGUGUCAUGGUAGUAGCCUACCACCACUGGUCUAUAGGUGUCAUGGUAGUAGCCUACCACCACUGGUCUAUAGGUGUCAUGGUAGUAGCCUACCACCACUGGUCUAUAGGUGUCAUGGUAGUAGCCUACCACCACUGGUCUAUAGGUGUCAUGGUAGUAGCCUACCACCACUGGUCUAUAGGUGUCAUGGUAGUAGCCUACAAUUGCAAAGCUUUUUUAGGACUACAUUUACUGUUGGAUGAAUACAUGGCUACUAGCAGUGGGUAACCUAUUUAGAGUUAGCAGUCUAGUUAAUAUGUUUUGAGUUUCCACUUCCUCAGGUGCUGAACCCCUAAUUAAUUAGUCUGUGAUAUUAGUUAGUGCACAUCAAUAUUUAUGUAAUUCAUCUCGAUUGAACCCAAAAAAUUAUAAUCUGGAAUUUCUGGAGUCCUAUUUUGACAGUAAAAUAUAGCAACAAUAGUCUAAUUGUCAGCCCAAAAUUCAUGACAAUCACUGGAUUAGGUUGCACAUCAAAAUAUAUUGAGUCAUGCAUUCCUGCUUAGAUGAAACAACUUAUUUCUUGAAUACCUCAUUAGUCUAUGUAUUAUACUUCUUAAUAAAACACAAUGAAUGACUAUAAGAUGAUUGGUCAUGAUUUGGAUCUAACCAUAUCAUGGGCUGGUGCCCCCAACUGUAAAAGUCAGUGACAGCAGGGGAAAUGUUAGCCCUGUGAUAGUAAUGAACAGUAGUAGGUGUUGAUUCAGGGGAACACAUAUGACAGGCACUAAUUCUCAAUACAGCCUUAGUCGUUAGCUUGGCUUUUAGAACGUACAGUGCAUUCAGAAAGGAUUCAGACCCCUUUCCUUUUUACACAUGUUGUUACGUUACAGCCUUACAUCAAUCUACACACAAUACCCCAUAAUGACAAAGCGAAAACAGGUUUUUAGAAAUUUUAGCAAAUUUAUAACAAAUAAAAAACUUGAAUACCUUAUUUACGUAAGUAUUCAGACCCUUUGAUAUGAGACUCGAAAUUAAGCUCAGGUGCAUCCUGUUUCCAUUGAUCAUCUUUGAGAUGUUUCUACAAUUUGAUUGGAGUCCACCAGUGGUAAAUUCUAUUGAUUGGACAUGAUUUGGAAAGGCACACACCUGUCUAUAUAAGGUCCCACAGUUGACAGUGCACGUCAGAGCAAAAACCAAGCCAUGAGGUCGAAGGAAUUGUCCGUAGAGCUCCGAGACAGGAUUGUGUCGAGGCACAGAUCUGGGGAAGGGUAUCAACAACAAAAAAUCUGCAGCAUUGAAGGUCCCCGAGAACACAGUGACCUCAAUCAUUCUUAAAUGGAAGAAGUUUGGAACCACCAAGACUCUUCCUAGAGCUGGCCGCCCGGCCAAACUGAGCAUUCGGGGGAGAAGGGCCUUGGUCAGGGAGGUGACCAAGAAGCAGAUGGUCACUCUGACAGAGUUCCAGAGUUCCUCUGUGGAGAUGAAGAAACCUUCCAGAAGGACAACCAUCUCUGCAGCACUCCACCAAUCAGGCCUUUAUGGUAGAGUGGCCAGACGGAAGCCACUCCUCAGUAAAAGGCACAUGACAGCCCACUUGGAGUUUGCCAAAAGGCACCUAAAGGACUCUCAGACCAUGAGAAAUAAGAUUCUCUGCUCUGAUGAAACCAAGAUUGAAUUAUUUGGCCUAAUGCCAAGCGUCACAUCUGGAGGAAACCUGGCACCACCCCUACGGUGAAGCAUGGUGGUGGCAGCAUCAUGCUGUGGGGAUGUUUUUCAGCGGCAGGGACUGGGAGACUAGUCAGGAUCGAGGGAAAGAUGAACAGAGUAAAGUACAGAGAAAUCCUUAAUGAAAACCUGCUCCAGAGCGCUCAUGACCUCAGACUGGGGCGAAGGUUCACCUUCCAACGACCCUAAGCACACAGCCAAGACAACGCAGGAGUGGCUUCGGGACAAGUCUCAAUGUCAUAGAGUGGCCCAAUCAGAGCCCUGACUUGAACCCGAUCUAACAUCUCUGGAGAGACCUGAAAAUAGCUGUGCAGCGACGCUCCCCAUCCAACCUGACAGAGCUUGAGAGGAUGGGAGAAACUCCCCAAAUACAGGUGUGCCAAGCUUGUAGCGUUGUACCCAAGAAGACUCGAGGCUGUAAUCGCUGCCAAAGGUGCUUCAGCAAACUACUGAGUAAAGAACCUGAAUAGUUAUGUAAAUGUGAUAUUUUAUUUAUUUGUAUUUUUAAUACAUUUGCAAAAAUGUCUAAAGACCAGUUUUUGCUUUGUCAUUAUGGGGUAUUGUGUGUAGACUGAUGAGGAAAAAACACAAUUUAGUCCAUUUUAGAAUAAGGCUGUAACGUAACAAAAUGUGGAAAAAGUAAAGGGGUCUGAAUACUUUCCGAAUGCACUGUAUAUGACAUAAGCAGACAGAGAACAAGAAGAAGCACUGUGACAGCAGAGAAGAUGCUGAGACAGAUGGACAGCACAACAUGGAGGCAAACAAAAUGGAGGCACAGUUAUAGUGGUGAGUUGUAUCUCCAGACAGAGGAACAGUUAUAGUGGUGAGUUGUAUGUCCAGACAGAGGAACAGUUAUAGUGGUGAGUUGUAUGUCCAGACAGAGGAACAGUUAUAGUGGUGAGUUGUAUGUCCAGACAGAGGAACAGUUAUAGUGGUGAGUUGUAUGUCCAGACAGAGGAACAGUUAUAGUGGUGAGUUGUAUGUCCAGACAGAGGAACAGUUAUAGUGGUGAGUUGUAUCUCCAGACAGAGGAACAGUUAUAGUGGUGAGUUGUAUGUCCAGACAGAGGAACAGUUAUAUUGGUGAGUUGUAUCUCCAGACAGAGGAACAGUUAUAGUGGUGAGUUGUAUGUCCAGACAGAGGAACAGUUAUAGUGGUGAGUUGUAUGUCCAGACAGAGGAACAGUUAUAGUGGUGAGUUGUAUGUCCAGACAGAGGAACAGUUAUAGUGGUGAGCUGUAUGUCCAGACAGAGGAACAGUUAUAGUGGUGAGUUGUAUCUCCAGAGUUGUAUCUACAUAUUGUAUUGGUUUUAAACAUGAGCUGGUUAAAAAGAGGAGGAGGACCAUGUCUCGCCAGUCACUGUUACAGAAAUGGUUGAGAAACGCUGUACUGUACUGCAAUUGUUAUGUGUCAGUACUACUGCCUGUGUCUAAGUAGGGUGUGUAGUGUCAGGGUUUAUGUUUGGGGAUGGGCCGUGUGUAUUAAUGGUGGCGCGCUGGUGGGGUGGGGGCGUGUGGAUAAAAUACCAGAGCCGAAUUCUUGUCCCAGUCCGCCCCGGUGUGUCCUCUCUCCCCAGCUGGAUGUGCUGUGUAAUGGGGAGAUCAUGGGGAAGGACCACACUCUGGAGUUCAUCUACAUGACCCGCUGGAGGCUGCACAGUGACAAUGUAAGUCUAUUAUGCCAUUCCUGCUUCUGUCCUUUCCUCCACACUCCCUGUCUCAUCCAGUUCUUUGGUAACCUCUGUACUUCUCAAUGCCCUGUUAUUGAUCAUGUUCUUUCUGGCAUGCCCUGACAUCAUCCAUACCCACCCAAAUGCCCAAUACACCAUGUCCAUGUAAAGUAUGACAUCAUAGAGUCCAUCUACAGUAUGACAUCAUGGGAUUGUGUUAUGUCAUUUGCUGCCCCAUCCCUGCCCUCCGACCAGCUGUCUUUACCAUCCCUGCCCUCCUACCAGCUGUCUUUACCAUCCCUGCCCUCCUACCAGCUGUCUUUACCAUCCCUGCCCUCCUACCAGCUGUCUUUACCAUCCCUGCCCUCCUACCAGCUGUCUUUACCAUCCCUGCCCUCCGACCAGCUGUCUUUACCAUCCCUGCCCUCCGACCAGCUGUCUUUACCAUCCCUGCCCUCCGACCAGCUGUCUUUACCAUCCCUGCCCUCCGACCAGCUGUCUUUACCAUCCCUGCCCUCCUACCAGCUGUCUUUACCAUCCCUGCCCUCCGACCAGCUGUCUUUACCAUCCCUGCCCUCCGACCAGCUGUCUUUACCAUCCCUGCCCUCCGACCAGCUGUCUUUACCAUCCCUGCCCUCCUACCAGCUGUCUUUACCAUCCCUGCCCUCCGACCAGCUGUCUUUACCAUCCCUGCCCUCCGACCAGCUGUCUUUAGUUCGUCCAUCUUGUUAGCCAACUGGUCAGGCAUUAGACCUACUGAAGCCUUGUCAUGUUGCCGUAUCCUGAACAACUUGCACAUGUUAAACAGAGAGCCAAGUAGAAGGAAAAAAACACUGAAAGUUGAAUGAUGUUGUGCUCAUUAGCCUAUGAGAAAUCUGGACAUGGGGGACACGGGGGAGACUGGACAUGGGGGACAGGGGGGAGACUGGACAUGGGGGAGACUGGACAUGGGGGACACGGGGGAGACUGGACAUGGGGGACACGGGGGAGACUGGACAUGGGGGAGACUGGACAUGGGGGAGACUGGACAUGGGGGACACGGGGGAGACUGGACAUGGGGGAGACUGGACAUGGGGGAGACUGGACAUGGGGGACACGGGGGAGACUGGACAUGGGGGAGACUGGACAUGGGGGACACGGGGGAGACUGGACAUGGGGGACACGGGGGGAACUGGACACGGGGGACACGGGGGGAACUGGACACGGGGGAGACUGGACAUGGGGGACACGGGGGAGACUGGACACGGGGGACACGGGGGGAACUGGACACGGGGGAGACUGGACAUGGGGGACACAGGGGAGACUGGACAUGGGGGACACGGGGGGAACUGGACAUGGGGGACACGGGGGGAACUGGACACGGGGGAGACUGGACAUGGGGGACACGGGGGAGACGGGUGGGGGGGGGAACUGGCCAUGUCCUCAGAGCAUCUUAAUGACAGUCCCAGCUAGUUUACAGAGAGGGGGUACGUGUCCUCACAUGCCAUAUGUAUUGAUUUCCUAGUCUGCGUUGAGCUUUACUUUUAAUUACAUGUUAAUUACAAAUUAAUUAAAAAUGCUUCUCUUUCCUUCUGUUCACUGUACCAUUUCAGCUAAUUAUACAACUUCUCAGUGCCUUGAUGGCUGUUGGCUACCAUAUAAACACUGUUACAAAUAAAUCCAGAUAGUGUUUUAUAGAUGAUUAUCCAGCAAACCCCUAAAAAUCAUAAGUUGCAGUAAAGUAUGGACUGACUGCAGAUAGUUCAGAGAGAAAUCAUGAAAGCAUUAACUCAGUGCCGUGCAUCUGAAUGUCCAAUACUGCCUUCUGUCUUAUUUCAACUGUCAGCCAUAGGGAUCUAUCUGGGAUGGUUCACAGGAAAGUGUGUUCUCCUUAAAACACCAUCCAGGAAAACUUUGUCUUGAAGUCUGUUGAAAGGGGCAAUUCUGUCUCUAGGCAUCCAUUCCUGUGAAAUAUGGUCCAUUUGAGAUGGAAUUGCAAAGCUCAUUAGUUAAAUACGCUCUGCUUGUCAGAACGUGCCAGCAUCUACUCUGUUAUUUACUUUGCAAGUUGUCUUUUGAAUAAACUUGAAGGUAACUGAGAAUAAAUAACACUAAUGUCUCUUUCUACACUCUCCUCAGAGAUAUCCCAUGGUCCUGGAGUACAGGCCACGAAUAGACUUUGGCUGAACGAAGCCCUUGAGAAGCCUUCAUAGACAAACAAAGCAAUGACUGGAUGUAUAUGCAGCCGAGGCCAGGGACUCAGUCCUUCCAAAUCUUUCUGAACUUCUCAACAUUUGACCAUUUAUUUGUCCUUUCUCCAUCUGUUUCAUUUUGUUGUGACCUUUGUUGUUGAACAUUAUGUGAACUUUGUUGUUGAACAUUUUGUGACCUUUGUUGUUGAACAUUCUGUG